Molecule: messenger RNA, 1077 nt
Organism: Rhinocladiella mackenziei CBS 650.93
Lineage: Eukaryota; Fungi; Ascomycota; Eurotiomycetes; Chaetothyriales; Herpotrichiellaceae
Exons: 1
Coding region: 1-1077 (358 amino acids)
Source: RefSeq, a predicted model, not a curated record
AUGUCCGUAUACAAGGCCGCUCCCGUGCAUCUUGUGGGGAGCUUCCCAGCUCCAGACGCGGCCACAGCAUUUUCCAUAUGUUGCACGGCCCUGAAAGGGCGUCUUACAGCAGUGCCUGACGGCGAGCCGGGCUGGCGAUGGAACUUUACGAUUGGCCUGGUGCAGAAGAAGGCCAUGGAGAACCCAGCCAUGGGCAAAAUCUGGCGCGAAUACGACGAGAAAUAUGACCCGUUGCCCGUCCAAGACAUGCCCGAGGACGAAGCGGCGCCACUGCGCGAACUGAUCAAGUCGACGUCGUGGAAGCUCGGGUACGCCGAAGACGCUGCGGAGUCAUACAAGACGUUCUGCAAGCUGCGGGAGGAAGGGGUGAUUGAGGAGCACGUGCGGUUCCAAGUCUGUCUGCCCGGCAUGUCCAGCUUUGCUAUUUUUGUGAAGCCGGCCUUUCAGUAUCUGGUGGAAGACCUUGCGUACCAGGUGCUGAUGGCGGAAACGGGGACGAUCGUUGCGGCCAUCCCUUCCGAGGAUCUUGCUGUCCAAUUCGACAUCGCCAGUGACUAUAUCAAAAACGAGGCCCAACAGGACCCGUCCUAUCUGAGCACCUUACGCGAGGAUUUCCAUCCGCCCAAGGAAGAUGCGAUGGAACGGUACGCGAGUCAGUACGCGGGCUUGAUUGACAAAGUCCCGGUCGAAGCACACACCGGGCUGCACAUCUGUGUGGGCAAUAUCAACAACAAGCCAGUGCUGGCACCGCGGGAUAUGAAAGUCAUGGUCACGCUGGCGAACCGGAUCGUCCGCAAGGCUAGUAGACCGGUGCAGUGGGUACAUUUUGGGUGUCUGCCCGAAUGGAAGGAUGCCACUCCAUACGAGCCACUCAGCAAGCUGGACAAGAACCUUGCCGUGUACCUGGGACUCGUGUAUCCGGACGACUUGGGGGGUGCAAAGGAGAGGGUUGCCGCGGCGAAGAAACAACUGGGUGACUUUGGCAUUGCGCCACCGUGUGGAUUGGGGAGGACGUCGGAGGAAGGUGUCGAGUCGGCUUUUAAUAUUAUGAAAGAACUUACUCCGGAGGCGGCAUAG